AUGACUCGCUGGGGCUCACUCCCUCAAGAGAUUCGCAGCAUGAUCUUGGGGUACGUGGUUGCUCACGACCAUAUCGCGCCCUAUGCUCCCGUCUCGAUAGAAUGGCGCGAUGCCAUUGAGAAAAAGACCUUUCGGGACCUUCGUAUUCAAGCCUCCUCUUUGGACGCUCGCCAUAGCUCACCAACGGUAUUUCAGACACUUGGUCGCCUGCGGUAUCGACAUAGACGACUCGUCAAACACAUAUGGCUCAACGUUGAGCUUGAAACGCGGGAUUGCGAUCGGUCGCGGAACGUGCACGAGACUGUGUGUAUCAACGUUGCUAUCACACGGCUAUUCCAGGCCUUGCAAUUCUGGCCGGCACAAGAGGACUUGACGCUAGAGAUCAACGUGUAUGAGCCUGUGUAUCACUCGAAGGAGUGGUUCAGAGGGCAUCACAUUGGGUGUCCAGGGGAACAAGACGGAGAUAUGUCUCGUUUGUCAAAUUCUCAACUCCAAGAGUUUGCAAUGCCUUCACACGCGUCACUAUGGGGAUUAUUUUCAUCUUUGGCCUUUAAACUGCAAAGUGGUCCCUCUGUCCAAGCCGUAACCAAGUUUCUUCUUCCUCGACAAUGCCGACGUCAACUUGAACCAGACACUCUUUCCUGCAUACUCAAGCGACUUCCCCGGCUGGAAGAGAUUUCCCUUGAGACUUGGGAUGUCUCAGAGAUUUAUGGACCCUAUUACAUGGAAGGUUAUAUACAGCGCCUGUUCUUACAGCCUAGUUCCUUCAAAAAUGUCAAGUCGAUGACGGUUUUCCAAGAUCGCAACGAGUACUUUAACGCGGUAGCUCGUCGCCGCAGAUCGCGGAUUCAACGCCAUUUCCAGCCCCAACUGAGGCCAAUUCUGCCAGGCAAAGUGCUUGCUCGGGAGCUCGCUGUAGCCAGCCUUUCGCUUGAGAAUCUCUCCCUUUCUUUCAUCGUUGAUGCCGUCGACUUCUUCAGCCAGUGUCAAGAAAACUGGCUCUGGGCCGACCUGCGUUCCCUUACACUGACGUCCCGACUUCUCACCAGUGGCGGUGACUCUCUCGAGAUCCACGAACUGUUACAGACUGCUGCGCAAAAGACCAAGCAUAUGCCAAAGUUGGAGAGGCUCACAAUAUGGAACGGCGGAGCCAAUGGAGCAUGCGCCUUCACAUAUCGCAAACAGAAAUACAACGCCUCGGUGUUGUGGCAGGCAAAGGGGGGUACACGGCUGGAUCCCGCAGUGUACAGUUCUUGGGAAAACUUGCAUCCCGGAUACUUUCUCAGGGUCGAGGAAAAAGAUACAUGGCCUUUGAUCACGUCUCAUGCCGCUGCUAUCAUGUGCUUGGGAUUGCAACAUGUGGUGGACGAUUUGUCGUUGAGACAGAUGCAACUGGAGAAUGGUAUCCCUUGGGGGAGUAUCUGA
Molecule: messenger RNA, 1425 nt
Organism: Fusarium proliferatum ET1
Lineage: Eukaryota; Fungi; Ascomycota; Sordariomycetes; Hypocreales; Nectriaceae
Exons: 1
Coding region: 1-1425 (474 amino acids)
Source: RefSeq, a predicted model, not a curated record